This is a messenger RNA of Capronia epimyces CBS 606.96, 2277 nucleotides long. RefSeq names its product CMGC/CDK/CRK7 protein kinase. The coding region runs from base 1 to 2277 and encodes 758 amino acids. Lineage: Eukaryota; Fungi; Ascomycota; Eurotiomycetes; Chaetothyriales; Herpotrichiellaceae. Gene Ontology annotation, biological process: protein phosphorylation; positive regulation of transcription elongation by RNA polymerase II; transcription elongation by RNA polymerase II. The record is from RefSeq and is a predicted model, not a curated record. Gene Ontology annotation, cellular component: cyclin/CDK positive transcription elongation factor complex; nucleus. The transcript is spliced from 2 exons. Gene Ontology annotation, molecular function: cyclin-dependent protein serine/threonine kinase activity; RNA polymerase II CTD heptapeptide repeat kinase activity; ATP binding.
AUGGAUGGUCAGUAUCCGAUGCGUGGGAACUAUGGAAUGCAUAGAGGGCAACAAAGACCUUUUGUCGAUGCCAGGCAGCCACAAUUUGGUGGCUCACCCCCAUAUUCAUCCACUCCAAACAGCUCUUACCAUGGCUCACCGCAAGCCAAUUCACCAUACCACAAUCAGAGAGGUGGCUGGGGUGGAGGCCAGGGACAAUAUGGUCAGAUGCAAAACUCCUCUCCCCCUUACCGGCAAAACAGCUAUUCUGGUCCAGCUGGCCUAAACAAUCCGAAUCCAUACUACCAGAACCCACAGCAAUAUCACGGAGGCAAUCAACAGGGAUAUCAGCAACCGCCGUAUCGGGGUGGGCAUGGCUCACAUCGCGGUGGACAUUAUUCGCAGCGAGGACACCCGGAUCAAAGAUUCAGUGGUCCACGUCACCGAGGCAGAGGGGGACAUUUCAAUAAUCUGCAAUGGACGGCACCAGGUUCAAUACCCAAAGGGCCACAAAACCAAAACUUUCACAGCGGCCAUAGCAACGCCUCCCAAGUAUCUCCAAGUCCUUCUCACGCCACAUCACAGGACGGUCGAGAAGCUCCGGCUGAUGAAGAGAAUCCAUUCAGACCGUCAAAAGAGUUGCAAGCGGAAGAUGAAAGAGACAGCAGGCUUGCUGGGCACGAGGAUCCACAGAAUAAUGACCGGGCAGGGGCUGCUGGUUCAAAAUUCAGCUUUGCCUUCAAAUCCAAAGUGCCACCUCAGGCACCCGCAAGGGCUGCUUCAGACUUUUCCGCCAGGUCCAAAGGACCAUUCCAACCUCCAGAGAAUCGACCUUCCUCGCACGUCAAGAACAGGCAUUUCGAACGACGAGACGAUUGGCCUGGAGGUCGCCCUUCCAAUAAAAUACCACAACACCAUGACCGAAGAUUCCCUAAUGAACGGCAGCAUAAUCCGAACGAGCGGAGGGCAGAUCGAUCACGUUCUCCUCCUUCAAAGAAAUUCAAGAAGGAAAUCAAAUCACGGCCCACGUUACCUCCCGAGUUCGUCGACUCCGAAUCCAUCUAUUUCCGAAAGCCGGGAAAUGAGUCGGUUGUUGGUGCAGGUACAUACGGAAAGGUGUUCAAGGCCAUCCACAUAUACACAAAAGACAAGGUUGCACUGAAGAAGAUCAGGAUGGAAGGGGAAAGAGACGGAUUUCCCAUAACCGCUGUGCGUGAAAUCAGGCUGCUGCAACAUCUCCGCCAUAAACAUGUUGUGGCGCUGCAAGAAGUCAUGGUGGAGAAGAAUGAAUGCUUCAUGGUUUUUGAGUAUCUGUCGCACGAUUUGACGGGUCUCAUCAAUCAUCCAACUUUCAAGCUCACACCCGCGCACAAGAAGGACUUGGCGAAACAGAUGUUUGACGGAUUGGAUUACCUCCACCGUCGCGGCGUCCUCCAUCGGGACAUCAAAGCGGCAAAUAUUUUGAUCUCGAAUACUGGUCAGCUCAAAUACGCCGAUUUUGGUUUAGCCCGCUUUUACACCAAGUCCCGACAGUUGGAUUAUACCAAUCGUGUAAUCACCAUUUGGUACCGUCCACCUGAGCUUCUUUUAGGUGAGACCCAAUACGGUCCUGAAGUUGACAUUUGGUCGGCCGCCUGCGUCUUUGUGGAGAUGUUCACCAAGAAAGCCGUCUUUCCUGGAGAAGGGGGCGAGCUCAGCCAGAUUGACAAAGUCUACAAUGUCCUCGGCACACCAACGCGAGCGGAUUGGCCUUCGAUUACCGAUCUGCCCUGGUUCGAACUCGUGCAACCCGUCGACAGACGCAAGAGAGUUUUUGAAGCCAUGUUCAAAGACGUCUUUACCGCCGCCGGCCUUGAACUGGUCCAGUGGAUGUUCAAGUACGACCCUAGAAAACGGCCAACUGCGGAUCAGGUGCUGAGGCAUGAUUACUUCACCAAAGAAGAGCCGCAGCCACUUCAGGCGGUGGAGCUUGCACACGUCGAGGGCGAUUGGCACGAGUUUGAGAGCAAAGCACACAGGAAAGAGAAUGACCGCCGCGAAAAGGAGAGGAAGAAAGAAGAGUACAUGCGGGAAAGGGAGAAGAGAAAGGCCCGAGAAGCGGGACUUCCCGAACCGGGGAACGAUGACAAGAAAGUAAAGCUGGAUGAUGCAUCUGCCUCCGGAAGAGACAUGCCUCCGCCUUCUAAUGUUGGCAGUGGUCCCGCGAGUCAUUCGGUCCCGCCGCCAGCCGAGGAGUCCAAAGCGGACGACGAUGAGGAUUCGGAGGGCGAGGGCAGCGCACGGAUGAGCAUGUCGUGA